AUGACCAAGAACAUCGGCCUUAUCCGCCGAGGCACCGGCCGUGCCAUCUUUGAGGAGAUCCCAACACCACAGAUCCGCCCGGAUGAAAUCCUCGUCGACGCACCCGGCGACGACGGCACUCUGGUAGGUUGUGACUACGCCGGCUACGUCCUCGAAGUCGGCAAAGCCGUAAAGCGAGAGUUCAAGAAAGGCGAUCGGAUCUGCGGCUUCAGUCAUGGAGGUACGGAAUCCGCACGACACGUCCAGCUCACGCCGCUAGCAACUCACUCACAUCUGAAUACAGGAAACGACGCCCGGCCCGAAACCGGCGCCUUCGCCCGCCAAAUCGUCGUCAAAGGCGACAUCCAGUUCCACAUCCCCGACCACAUCACCUUCGAAGCGGCCUGCACCGUCGGCUGCGGCCUCAUGACGGCCACGCUGGCGCUGCACAAAUUCCUCGACCUGCCCUUCCCUGCAAGUACGACGAACGCCUCAGGCGCAGCGAUCAAUGGCUCCAGAGAGCACCCGACAGUACUGAUCUACGGCGGCAGCACAGCAACAGGGACCCUUGCGAUUCAACUCGCGAAACUCUCCGGUGCGAAUGUCCUGACCACUGCCUCGCCCAAGAACAUGCAGUUCGUGGAAAGUCUCGGCGCGGACCGCGUCUUCGACCACACCUCCUGCAACAUCGCCUCCCAAAUCCGCGAGGCAACAAAUGACCAGCUGGCUCUGGUCUUCGAUUGCGUGUCUAUAGACAGCACAGCCACAAUCUGCGCUGAAGCGAUCGGCUCGAAUGUCACUGUGGCGAAAUACGUCAACCUCCUCGACGUACCCUGUCCCCGAGCAGACGUUGACUCAAUUUUCUUCCUCGCGUAUGGCGCGAGCGGGGAAGCGUAUAUCUUCGAAGGGGAGCACUACCCCGCCGAACCGUCGUAUCACGAACAUGUCCGAGCUUUUGCCCCGAUCGCAGAGAAGUUGUGGGCAGAGGGGAAGUUGAGGGAACAUCCGCAGCGGUUGGAGGGUGGCGGGCUGCAGGGCGCGAUUGAGGGGAUGAGGGUGAUGAAGGAGGGGAGGUAUAGUGGGGAGAAGCUGGUUUAUCGAAUGGAGGACACGGUUGAGGUGUAG
This is a messenger RNA of Cyphellophora attinorum, 1104 nucleotides long. Its product is annotated as Protein TOXD. Gene Ontology annotation, molecular function: oxidoreductase activity, acting on NAD(P)H. The coding region runs from base 1 to 1104 and encodes 367 amino acids. Lineage: Eukaryota; Fungi; Ascomycota; Eurotiomycetes; Chaetothyriales; Cyphellophoraceae. The transcript has 2 exons. The record is from RefSeq and is a predicted model, not a curated record.